UUGGCUUCACAGAAGGGUAGUGAAGUUGCAGCAGAUACUGACCCGUCAGUAUCUGCUGCAACUUCCGAAGUUGAUAUUCCGUUAGAGGAUGUUUCUCGCACUUUGCGCAAUCAAACCGAUCGAGAUUUUUUACAGUCUAAUUUCACAGUGCAAGCUUCACCAUCAUUAUUGAUGUGCGAAGAGCAACCAGAACUACUUGAAAAAACCAAGCCAGAAUACGAAGGAUCUAAAUCCCCGCAUUCGGUUUCGGAUGAAAUGCAAAAAACCGGAUUUGAUUUGACGGACCCCGGGCAAUUGGCCAGGGGUUGA
Messenger RNA from Parnassius apollo (apollo), 309 nucleotides. The record is from the annotation of a GenBank genome assembly. Lineage: Eukaryota; Metazoa; Arthropoda; Insecta; Lepidoptera; Papilionidae.